AAGCUCCGCAGCGGGACCCUACGUAUUCUCCCGAAGACAAACGGCGAUUUCGUUACUCGCAUUCAUCCGGCCGACAUGCCGGAUCAUUCGAAAUUCGCCAGCAAAAAUACCGCGAGCCCGGCGAGUACCGGUCCAGAGUGAGUGCCCGAGUAGUCUUCCAAUCUCGCGUCACGCGAUAUUGUGAAUGUACCCGCUUGUGAAGUCGCCCGAUCGUGAGAUUCGAGGUCAUCCUAAGACGAUGGCCCUCCGCGAGUACUGAUCCUCCUCCUCCGGAAGUUUGUUCGCGUUGUGGAUAUUCCCGGAUAUAAGGAUCAGCGAGUGCUCCGCCGUUAUCGCGAUAUAUUUCCGUCCAGCCCGACCCGCGCAGAAGUGGGCCGGUCAGCCCCGAGGCUGUAGGCCACCACGGUUCGUGUUUCGUACACGAAGAGAGACCGAGCGCAAGGAAAACUACGUGCUACGUACGGAGACGACGAGCGUGCGAGCGAGCGAGCGAGCGAGCGGAGAAGUCGAAUUUUGCUAGAGGGAAGAAAAGAAAGUCGCGAGAUCGUUAACCGGCCCCCCGGACACCCCACGGUCAAAAGGACGAGGAUCAAGGAAUCAUUAAAAAUAUAGAUCAGCGCGCGCUGAAACGCGCCGAGAUAAUUGCACGACGAUAAUGAGGCUGUCUUAGGUGGCGGAGUCGAUGCCGAGCGAAGCUAUCAACAAGUGUAAAAACGAGGCUGAGAGUACAAAAGCGCCCGCGAAUCAAGAAUGAAAUGCUGCUGCCGGCUGCUCCUGAGCGGGGAAUUGUGAAGAGCAGCCCCCGACGUGGGAGAGAAUAGCGGUUAGAAAAUUAGACGGCGCUCCGGCUGCCCCGAGGCGGCUUACGUUUCCCGAGCACCAGACGUGCGGAAAAUCACGAGGGAGAGGGAGAGAGAAAGUAAGGUAGGGUGUAACCUCGUCAAGGACAAAGCGAAGAAAAACGAAGGGUCGAGCGAAAGUAAUCAGCACGCGCCGCUCUAAUGGACGCGAUUAUAAAAGGAGUCGAUUUUUAAACGUUACUACUGUCGAGAGAGGGACUUUCAGCUAAUACAAAGCGCGUCCGUCACGACGCGCGCGAAACGGAAAAAGGUGGAAGAUUGUCUCCGUGUAAUUUAUAAUUUCAAAAGCACCUCCCACGUAACGGAUGGACGGAAAAUUCGCUACCGGCCUUAAAGAUCGCGCACUUUGGAAGCACGAGAAAGCAGCGAGCUAACGAGUUCGCUCCGACGUACAGGAUGUACCAAGAAGAGGCAAAUAAUCGAGGAGAGUAAAUUGACGUAAGAAGAUACACACUGAUCCGAGCGAGAAGAUUAUUGCAAGAGGAAUAACCGACUGUUUGUACGAGAGAAAUCGGCAACGUACAAUCGAGGAGCCUGUCUUCGCGAGAAAGAAACAAAUAAUCACGGACGCUCUCAGCGGGAUGGGAUCUGAAGAACCAUCGUAAACGGACGCGAACACGUGUUUAGUACUUUCACCGAAAGCGUCGUGUCGAAUUAAUCGAGCCACGCGUGAUUGCGUAAAAUAGGUACUCGCGCAGACGGUAGACAAAGUGAGAUCGAUAGUGGGACAUUCGAAAUCGAUUCGGCUGAUAAAGAGGACCGGAUUGCCGAGGGAGAUAGCUGGCAAGGGGUCGACGUAUAUAGUUGAGUAGCACGUAAAUUGGCGAAAGCAGCGUAUACGGGGGAUCCAUUGCCGCGGCGCGGGUUCGCCCCCGCUCGAGUAUGCCGUAAAAAAAGUAUCAAUUUGCGAGAGAACACGAGAGGUGGCAGGGUUCGCGGAGGCGCGUGGCUGCAGGUCAAAGAUCGCAUCGAGGACAGAGAGAAAGGAUCGUGAAAGUCCCGAAGUGGAGGCGAAGAAAAGCCGGCCCGGCGGAUAGUGGGCGGCUCGGGCUAUGGCUCGUCUCGGGCUCGGGGGCUCGUAAAGGUGAUUCUCAAGCGGGUGUUUCUCACCACCUCGCGUCGAACCCACUCGAUCUCUCCGAAGAGGGGGAAUAAAUAUAUACGGACUCGGCUUGUGCGUCACGGCGGAAUAGACGUUAGUAAAAUAAGACGGCCAAGUGGACGAAGAUGAGCAGGCAGACCGUGCCACCCACCGCAGGCAUCAACUCCUGCGAGAGGAUCAGGCCGGAACGACCCAGAAAUCCGAUCCAAAGACUCGUAUGGGGUCCCGGCUCGCAGUUCCAGGUCGGCCAUAUCGGCAUGCUGGAGGAUGAGGGCUCGAAUCCGCGGAUGGCGUUGAGAAGAUUAUUAAGGUUGUACGAAGGCAGACAAUACAGGGAGGCGGCCGGCUUCCUGAUGAAGCUGCCGCACUACACCCUGAAAGCCGCCCUGCCGGAUAUCCCGGUAGACCUGUUGAUCGAGACGCUGCCGCACAGCCUCGCUCUGCUCGAGGCGCUCUACUCCCGGUUGAUCGAGCUCAACGUCAACGACACGAAGAUCCUGCGAGUCGAGCAGGUCCUCUGGAGGAUAGUACACCUGAUAUCCACCAGCCAGGACCAUUGUCGACUGCGCAUCUGGUGCAAGCUCCUCGUCUCGUUGGGCAGAUUAUCGCCCGGCACGAAGAACGCGCUGAUAUCGCGGAGGCGCGCCCUCGAGAGGGCCGUCGAAGGUCUCGGCAAGCACGGACUGGUGUCUUCCACCUUGACGAGCAGCUCCGAGAAUUCCGUCACGCCGAACCUGGUGCCGCUGCCGGUCGCGCUGAAGGAGGAGCUGGAGACGCGAACGGAGGCUUACAAGCUGGCGCUGCACAAGAUCGAGAACUUCGGCAAGCACGCCGGCACCCACAAAGCAGACCAAGGCGUGCAGGCGGCCUCCCAUCAGCGGCAGCUUUCCCUCAAGUACAGCGAGAUCCAGCAGCGGCUGAUCGAUAACCAGAGUCUGCUGAACACCCUGGAGAAAGCGGGCGGCCCGUGCACCUUGGAGAAUCUGCUGGCGGAGUUGAAGCGUCGGGUCGAGCAGGACAAGGAGGCACUUCGACAAUGGACGGCCUUGAGAAAAUCGACCUCCGGGGCGAACACGAAGAAUCCGGCCCUCGCCGCUCGGUUACUGCAGUUCUCACGAGGCUGCGCGCUCGCGCUGCAGUUCAUGAGCGAGGAUAACCCGCAGGUAUUUCAGCUGGACGAGAAUCUGGCGGACGAUUACGAGGAGGAAUCCAGCAGCGCCGGCUAUCACACGGACGAGAGCUGCAGCCCGACCCCGGAGCCGGUGGUGGUUACGAACUGCGAAGUGCUCAGCGUGGAGGAGAGUUGCUCGGACCUAACCGCGCCGGACAUAACGGUGGAGCGACUCGCCGAGAGGUACAGCGCUCUUUACGCCCAGGCUAACCUGCACACCCUGGAUGCCCUGGACGCUCUGGAGUCGCUCAAGGACGCGCCCGACUUGAAAGCGAAGAUCCUCUACUCGGUAGUAGUGCUUUCGUGGCGUUUGGCCGGCAUGGUGCAGACGUCGAGGCGCCUGGAGGCCUUGAAGAUCUUGAACGGUGCCGCCGGUGCAGCGGCAAGCAGCGUGCAGACCGCGACGGCGGAGGUCGCGCCGGAGCUCGAAGAAUGCAUAAAACGGCAACUGGCUACUUCCGGCGGCCAGACCGGUUCCCGAGAGGUCGCCGAGCAGGUGGUCAGCCAGUUGGAGAGGACACUGUACGACUUUCCGUGUCUGCGUGGCUGCGCCGAGGUCAAAAGUUACGCCAGCGCGUGUUCCAGUUUAGCCUGGGCGUGUCUGGCGCGUUCUACACCGCUGGUGCUCGACGUCGCGCAGGGUCUCGAGUUUCGAAGAGACGUCCACGUGAGGCAUCACGCCUCCCCGAACCCGCACGGGACCAGGAUCAGGUCGGUCUUAUGGCCGGGGCUUCGGGAGGGCUGCCAAGGUCCUUGCCUUCACAGAGCCGUCGUAUUGACCUGCUAAAGCACGCGUGCAGCCCUCUGCAAAAGUUCAAGGAAGUUGAUUGAGAAAUUGUUUGUUUGUUAUGUUUCUUAUACGGGAUUAUAUUUUUAUAAGGCUGCUCGAAAGAGAGGGGAAAAAAAUAGCUGACGUAAAAUACUGGACGAUUCGAUUUCUCAGUCGAAUUCGAUUCGAAUUGGAUUUAAAGGUAAUUGCGUUCGAUGCGUUCAGUGGCGACGAAUUAUGCGUUAAGCUCUGGGAAAUCGCCUCGUAAGUCGCGUUCAUAAUCCUUCGCCAAUAUUCUGACGGCAUUUGUUGUAGAAGAUGGUCGGAAAAUCGAACCGAACUUUUUGACGGACCCGAUAUAAAGUCUAGCGUUGGAUCGAUCAAAACUGACGGCCGAGUAAGGCAACUCAAUGAUUUCCUAACGAUUGAAUAAUCAAGUCGUUAUAAAAUGAGCAAAGAAUGAUAGGAAAGCAGGAAAACACCAUCUUCGUCUCUAAGCUCUGUAAUUUAUUUCGCUCCGUGGAUAUCCGAAGCAUAAAUCUGACACAACGCAGAUCUGUGAAAUCAUGAUUUAUCUAUAUCCGAGGUUUACAUGUGAGGCUAACACGCGUGGAGUCUGUGCAAAAGCAAUGUAAUCUCGCGACAAAGUGAGGAAGAAACGAUGUGCAAGGUAAAAUUUGCAAGUUGAGCGUACAU
Messenger RNA from Harpegnathos saltator (Jerdon's jumping ant), 4598 nucleotides. RefSeq lists its product as hypothetical. The transcript has 6 exons. Gene Ontology annotation, cellular component: mitochondrial outer membrane. Gene Ontology annotation, biological process: mitophagy by internal vacuole formation; mitochondrial protein catabolic process. NCBI's taxonomy places the organism in Eukaryota, Metazoa, Arthropoda, Insecta, Hymenoptera, Formicidae. The coding region runs from base 2088 to 3920 and encodes 610 amino acids. The record is from RefSeq and is a predicted model, not a curated record.